Messenger RNA from Drosophila novamexicana, 3210 nucleotides. RefSeq lists its product as uncharacterized. The record is from RefSeq and is a predicted model, not a curated record. The transcript is spliced from 5 exons. The coding region runs from base 1 to 3210 and encodes 1069 amino acids. NCBI's taxonomy places the organism in Eukaryota, Metazoa, Arthropoda, Insecta, Diptera, Drosophilidae.
AUGUUGUGCGAAACCCGCUGCUGCGGCGCCGCUGCCAUGUGGCCCAAACUUGAACUGCUAGCAGCGACGGCCGCUGUCAUUGGCAUCUGUCUGCUGGCCACAGCUAAAGUAACCCACGCAUCGGUAUCUGCCGGCGGCACCACCAACCUGCCGCUGCCCCUGCAACCGCCCACAAUACCACAAAAUGCGACAACGCCAACGAGCAAAGACAACAACGACAACAACAGCGACAACUCUGAUGACGCCUUGAGUGACAGCCGGGAGGCGGUGCUUAAUAAGCAGGCAGUCAGCGAGCUGCAGGUCAACAAUGAUCCGCCCACAGCCAGGCAAGUGCUUAAGGAAGCGGAGCCGAAGGAACUGGAAGAGACAACGCACUUGCAACAAUUUGUGGGCUUGCCUGGCUUUCUGCCCACGGUGCUGUCCACACCCGAAGAAAGCAGCAGCAUUGCCACGCCCACAAAUGGACAUGGCUAUAUACAAUUCGAAAUCAAUGAAGAGCUGCCCAGGCCAACUGUGCGUCGCGAUAAGAAUCCGAAGUCCAAGAAGGACACAGUAAAUGAGGUGCUCUUCAGCCUGUUUCCCAACGGCUUCUCGGACAUCUUUCGCUUUAGCGGCAGCGAGGCAAACACAGAGGCAGCCACAGAUGCACCGAGCAGCUCGGCAACCACUACAAAUAAAGCGGUGGUGCAUGCCACAACUGCAACGGAAUCCAGUGCCAUCACAGAGCCUGUAACGUUGCCGCCUAAGAAUGAGACAUUUUACAGCUACCAGACGACUGUGACAAGGGAGUAUCGACGCGAGCUGCGGCCAGGACAUACGCAAAUCGUGGUGGAAAAGGUCAGCAGUGCCGAGCGAGAGCCGUUUAUGGACGGCAGCAAUCACAUCUCCCGGGAUGAGCUGCUGCGCAUAAAUCGCGCCGCAGUCGCAUCUCCAGUGCUUCCCAGUUUACUGCUGCGCCCCGAUAUCGAGGGCGACGACAAUGAGACUCUCGUCGCCGCCGAGAGUGCACCCAUUGUCAUACUUGGCGAGCAGGAAGCCGAAUUCGAGGAAGGCCAGAGCAUUGAGGACAAUCAGAUUGCGGAAUCGCGCCACAUGGAUCAACAGCUCUACCUGCGUCAGCUGCCAGCCCCCGCUCGGGACGUGGACUCUUCCUCUCACACCAGUGAGAGCUACAGAAGUCAAGAAGGUCCCGCCGAUCACCAGCAAAUCAAUGUCCACAUUGUGCACGAUGAGUCGCAGGCAAAGGUGCCAGAAGCGCCCGAAUCACAGCCACAGCAGGCACUGGAUCACUUCCAGGCCCAUAGUGAGCAACGCUUCCAGCAGCAUCAUCAGACCCAAGAGGCACCCUCUAGGCAGUUUCUGAAGACCUUCAAGCCCAUCAUUUCGGGCAGUGCCGACAGACCCAUACCCAAGGGCACCUUCCACUAUGAGUCCAACAAUCCACCAGCACGCACUAUCUCCAAUCCGCCCAAGGAAGUUUCCUACGAGGGUCCGUUUGUAGGACCCGCUGCCCAGUUGAGCUACCAACAGGAGUUGAGUCUGCAGAAACCACAACCUGAGUCAAAAGGUCCACAGUCCAAGCUGAACACGCAGGCAAUAGCUUCUCCUUCAUCAGCUGCUGCUCCCGCGCCUGCACCUAGCGAGCACUCAAGCUAUGGUGGACCCACGCCCAGUAGUUUGGUCUAUGUUACGGUCAACUCACAUAGCCCGACAACCGCUGCGCCUGCCUCGCAUCAGGCUGAAAAGCAAGCGGUGCCACAGCUGCCUAGUCCUCACGAAUAUGUCUCGGAAGCCGCUGCCGAGCCCUCGCAGCAUCAUAUACAGCAUGCGCCUGCCCCUAAGUCCCAUCCAAACACACAAUCCCAACCUGAAACUCAGCUCCUGGUUAAGCCCAAUGGCUACACCUUUGUGGAGGUGCAGAAGUCCGUGAACAUCCACAACAAACUCAUUACGGAGAAGGACGGACGUUUGGUGGAGAUGCAUGAGACCAUUUACCAUCCGCCGCCCUAUCAGCAGAAUCACUUUACACCAGCCCCGCCUCCAACUGCGACUAACUACGUCUCCCUAGCUGCUAAUCCCAUCAAUGUUGAGCAAGUGGAAUACGAUAGCGCACCACAAGAGGGACCCAUUUCGCAUGCAGCCAUCAACAUUGAUGUGCCCCAUCAGCCCAGAGGCCACGACGCAACACAUGAUGCACCCCAUGAAGCACCCCACUACCAGCCAGUGACCGUGGUGGAGAAGCAUUUGCCCCAGCCGUACCCGGUACCGGUUGAGAAAAUCGUUGAGAGUCCCAUUAAGGAAAUUGUGGAAAAGCACAUACCCGUGCCAUAUGCUGUCCCCCAACCGGUGCCCGUUCCCGUUCAUGUCGAGCACUAUGUGGAUCGUCCCUAUCCCGUUGAGACCAUUGUCGAACAGCCUGUGCCCUACCCCGUGGAGACAAUUGUUGAGAAGAUCGUCGAGAAGCAGGUGCCCAUCGAGGUGGAGCGCAUUGUCGAGAAACCCGUCGAGGUGGAGAAGAUUGUGGAGAAGUAUAUAGAUCGUCCGAUGGCCAUACCCAUUCAUGUGCCCGUCGCCAUACACAUGCCCAUGCCUCCGAACCACUCACCCGGCUUUAACUUUGGCUCACAUCCCAAUGCCCUGCACCCCUGGACGCAUGCCUCGGUUGCUCAUAUCCCGCCCAAAGUUCUGCAGCACUAUUACACGCGCAUGCUGAAAAAGCUGCUGCCCCAGUUGGCAGCACCCCAGACGACAGCCAAAACGGCGUCGAAGACUACAGCCAAGGCAGCCCUAGUGAAGCCUCCGGUUAGGCCUGUGCGUGGCGAGGCGCCCAAGGUGGCAACCUUCAGCCUGGCCGACAUGCGCUUCGACCUGCGCCCGCCGCCACCGCCGCAGGGCUCACCUUGGCUUCAGGGCGCGCGCUACAUAUACAACACACUGCCCGAGGACUUGUCCGCUGCAGCUGCCUCGGCGCCCCCCCACAUGGUCAAGUCCUACAUAGGGCCCGUGCCCACAACCAGCACGAGCAGUGAGAACAACGGCAGCGAAUUUGAUGAGUUCCAACGCUGGCGCAAUGGCCACAGCCUGAAACGCAGUCCCGAAUUCGGACGCAAUUUGCACCUGGAGUACGGCUUCAAGCCGCCCCUGGUGCCCUCGGUGGAGAUCGAUGAUAAGGGCAUGCCCCUGAAGCAAGCGGACGCAGCAGUGCAGUAG